Molecule: messenger RNA, 1200 nt
Organism: Cladophialophora psammophila CBS 110553
Lineage: Eukaryota; Fungi; Ascomycota; Eurotiomycetes; Chaetothyriales; Herpotrichiellaceae
Exons: 1
Coding region: 1-1200 (399 amino acids)
Source: RefSeq, a predicted model, not a curated record
AUGGACUCCACGACUACGUGGAACCCGCAAGGCGUGCACUUCGUCGGCUCCCUCCCUCUGCCGACCACUCGCGAUGUCUUCAACCUCCUCGGCUCGACCAUCCCACACCACAUCCGGCGCAUCCCAGACGGAGAACCCUCGUCGCGCGGCAACUUUGUCUUCUUCCAGCGCGAGCUCUUCCUGCCGUACCCGCAGCUCGUGAACACGAGGCACAACCCGACCGCGACCUCGGGCCAGCCCCUCCAAAAUGUCGACGAGGUGACGCGGUACCUGGAGGAGCAGCUGGAGACGGGCUACGACACAGCGGCGAUCGAGUCGUAUAGAGUCUUUGCAGAGAUGCGCGCCGCGGGCUCGAUCCCAGCAGACGUUAAGUUCCAGGUCUGCAUCCCGACGCCGCUGAACGCGCUGACCUCGGCCGUUGCCCAGAACUACAAGGCGUUCGUCGAGCCGUACUAUACCGCCGCCUUGGUGCGCGCUCUGGUGAGAAUCCAAGCUCAGAUCGCGCACCAGGAUCUCGCCGUGCAGAUUGACUGCGCGCACGAAUUCGCCGUGCUGGACGAGAGGUGGAAGCGGGUGCCCGGGAUGGAAAGGAGCAAACCGUGGUGGUGCGACGUCGACGAGGACGGAGAACGUGAUGGAAAGAACGACAUCCGCGACCUCGUGUUCCGCGGCGUGGUCGACCGUGUAGUCUCGUUCGCCGGCGCUCACCACAUCGCCGGCGACGUGGAGCUGGGCUUCCACUUCUGCUACGGCGACUCCGGACACAAGCAUUUCAUCGAGCCGCGGGACAUGGGCACGAUGGUACGCGCGGCCAAGGCGAUCCUGCCCUGUCUCAACCACAAGGUGGACUACAUCCACAUGCCGGUACCCAAGGAGCGGGACGACGCGGCGCACUUUGCGCCGCUGAGAGAACUGCUCCCGCUGCUCCGGGCGCACGGUACGCUGCUGUAUCUGGGCUUGGUCCGGGAGGGGGACGAAGAGGGCACGAAGAGGCGUCUGGAGACGGCGCGCAUCAUUAUCGACGCCGACCCCAUUGGCACAAGCACCAGCGUGAGCAGUAGUACUGCCGAUGACAGCACCUCCGAGCCUGUUGUCACAUGGGGCAUCGCCACCGAGUGCGGCAUGGGGCGGAUGAAGAGCGACGAUGUGCCCGGGACGUUGGAGCUCAUGAAGAAGCUCGUACGUCCAAUCACACGUUAA